AUAAGGAAGUAAAUGCUUUCGGAUCGGAGCUGGAGCCCCUCUUCUGCGGCUAAGUGAAAGUUUAACAAUCGACAGACCAAUAAACGAAUUCAGAGCACAUCGGCUUUGCUAAGGAAGCUGGCCGUCAAGCUAAUACAUCCUCUGAAUCUACAUGAAUCUUAAAACAAGACCUAGACAGGCAAGAAAAACAGAGGGGGAGAGGAAGACACAGACGAACUUACUCCACUGAUCCCCAGAAUUAUCAUCAGCCACCAUGGACCACAAAGGGGAACCCCGGGACGAAGCCAUGGGGGUGGAACAAGAGGAUCUGCCACAGAUGGACGGGUCAUGUGAUGCGUGUGAGCCUGAUGAGGCCCAACUAGCCACACAAGUUUGCCAUGUCUGCAGCUUUGCCUUCUGCCCAGUCCAUGCUGAGGAACACUCCAGCAGGACACAUCAUCCGCUAAUGCCUUAUAACCAUGAGGGGACACAAGCUAACGGACUUGGCACCGAUAGAGACUCCAGAGUUGGAGGUGAAACUGACGAUGAGGCUGGUGUGGAGAGGGCAGCUGGAAUGGGCGCAAAUCCGAAGAUGGCACCACCUGGAGCGGCAGUGGCUAAUGGGGAUGAGAACGGUGAUGCAGAGGAAAGAGAGGGAGCCCAGAAUGGUUUGCCGCUGGCGGCUGAGCUGGGUGACGGAGCUGAGGGUGCAGAAGCAGGGCAGGGGGCCAUGGCUGCUGGAGAGUCUGGGAAGAGGGACACCGUGACAGUAGAGAGACUGCGUUGCAGGGAGCAUGGGGAGGAAGGCUCCCUAUACUGUAAACCAGAUGAGAAGAUAAUCUGUGUGGUAUGUGCUGUGCAGGGUGAGCACAAGGAUCAUGAGAUCAUUACUCUGCAUGAGGCAUAUGUGUGGCAGAAGAGCAGGCAGGGUUACGACCUGCUGGGCUGUACACAACAGAUGGCUGAGAAGAUCAAGACCAAGUGGACCAACCCAGAGAUGUCCACAGAGGAGCUUGAGGCCUAUGUGAACCGCCAGUUCGAUGAGCUCCGCAAAUUGGUGCGUCUUGAGGAGAAGAGGACCCUUCACCUAGUAGACCUCAAAGAGGCGUUCCUGACAGCGUCGGCUGCGGAGAAAAUCGCGGAGAUCACUGUCCAAACCGAGCGGCUGCAGGAGGAGAUGGCUAACAUCACACACCAGCUAUGCCUGCUGGAACAAGCAGAGGCGCAGGCGAUAGGUCCAGCUGCAGUAGCAGAGGUCCUUGUAGCAGGGCCCGGACCAGCUCACAGAGUGCUGCACGACAUUGAGGCCAGGCCAAGGCUACCAGAGCCGAGGGCAGAUCCCAUGGACCCACGGGACUAUGAAGACAGUGAUUCUGGACCAUCCAUGGAUCACGCCCCCUGAUAACAACACAACAGAACUUUACUGCAUCCACCUGUCCUUCAGUGUCUUCUUCAGCCAGCCGUCAGUCCCAUCGAGCUGUCAGGCUGCCAUCUCCCUUUUACCACCCCACCCCUCCUGGUGCCUGCUGACAGUGAACUGACCUUGAAGAAGGCUGCUGUGACAAAUAUGGAUGGCCACGUCUUUUCUGCUCUCAAACUUUUUUUAAUUCCUCACUAGCUACUAACUUUCUUUAAUUGAAGCACACAAGUUAUGUGCAAUCAAUUACCAUCAGGCUCAAUUUCCACAGCCAGUCAGAUCCUUGGCUUACUGGUGAGCCCGGCUGACUCAGAGAAAGAAGCCUGGGUAGGCAGCCGAGCGCAGCAUCUGUUAAGCCCAACAGAUGUCAGGAACAGGAAAUUCUGUGACACGGUGCGCUUCACUCUUCAUUUAUUCGUGAUAUCGUUUUGGUUCUGUUGUUUUGACAAACACUGUGGACAGUCUCAGACAUGGAAAGGGAACAUUUUUCAGAUGCCACAAUGCCUUACAUCGUUGAGAGAAUAUAUUACAAAGGUGUUCUGGGUAUUAUGUUUUGAUUGUAAAAAAAAAAAAAAAAAAAAAAAAAAGGAAAGCUCAGUGUCUCUCAUGCUGUUGCCUUCACCCCUCCUUCCUCUUCAUCCUCUGCCCUACUCACUGAUUCUUUAUGCUUGUAGAUUUUUGCGCACUUCCUUUUGUGCUUGUCAGAUCUAUUAUCAGAAGCGGGGGACAUUUUGACACCUAUUGAUUGGUGGAUGUUGCUGAGUCUUUGUUAGGUGAAAAUCGAACUGUAAUUUGACUGUGCAAAAUAGCACUCCCUGCAGUAUCAGCUUUCUGUGUACUGUAAUGUAAAGGCUCAUUACUCCUGGCCAAUCUGCGGCGUAUGACAGAUUGCCAUCCAGACAGGCAUAUGCACUUUCUACCUUGACCCGCUCAGCCAUAGCUUUCAUUCAUGAAGUACCACCGCAGGUCUGUCUGUAUCAGCAGUUUGUUCUAAUUUGAUUGAUUCUGUUGCCAAAAUUGAAAGCAGUGUCACCCAUAAUAUGUGGGACAUGUUUGACAACAACAUGACUUCACUACUGUAGCACUACACGAAGAUGCACUGAGAGUUACCCAAGGGAAAUGUUGGCGUGUCAACAACCUAUUGAAAUAACUCCAGCAACUCAUUCUUUAUUCUAUUGCAACAACAGACAGGAGUCUGAGUGUCUGAAGUUUCCUCUUGUUUUUAUUUGUCUAUUUUUGUCUAAAAUCUAAAAAUAAAUUGUUCUGUUUCUUAGA
Toxotes jaculatrix (banded archerfish) is the source of this 2671-nucleotide messenger RNA. RefSeq names its product tripartite motif containing 44 (gene trim44). The transcript is spliced from 6 exons. The record is from RefSeq and is a predicted model, not a curated record. Gene Ontology annotation, molecular function: zinc ion binding. Bases 254 to 1381 code for a protein of 375 amino acids. Lineage: Eukaryota; Metazoa; Chordata; Actinopteri; Toxotidae.